Anopheles arabiensis is the source of this 1691-nucleotide messenger RNA. It is a transcript of the gene BORCS6, whose product is annotated as BLOC-1-related complex subunit 6. The transcript is spliced from 3 exons. Gene Ontology annotation, biological process: lysosome localization. Gene Ontology annotation, cellular component: BORC complex. Bases 255 to 1178 code for a protein of 307 amino acids. NCBI's taxonomy places the organism in Eukaryota, Metazoa, Arthropoda, Insecta, Diptera, Culicidae. The record is from RefSeq and is a predicted model, not a curated record.
AGUGACAGCAAUGAUAUAGCAAUCAAAACAAACACAAAAGCAGCGAAAAAGGACUAAUUCAACUGGGGCAACGAAAAUAUCGACCAUGUAAUCCCGUUCGUGUUGUUUUUACUGUUUUAACCAUAAUUGCUACCGAUGUUUACGUAACGCGCGCAUUAUCAUGGAUAGUGCAUAAUCUAAUCUAGUCAAACGUACAACAGUUCAAAGUGUGUGUAGAGGUGUUAUCGAGUUAGUUGCAUGGAAAGGGAAGAACCAUGAGUGAAUCGGACCAUCGUAGAAAAAACCCUUUCGCUGCUCCUGCCCGGCAGAGUGACAUGCGGCAGGAUGCUGGAGACGAUUUCGAAGGCCACGAGCAAUACGACGAAACUUUAGGCGAAGAAGUUCCUUCGGCAAUGACGGAAUCGUACAGUGAAAUCGCCUACACGCACAACCUGUUCGCGGGAGCGGCUGCCGAAGAAACGGACGGUAGUGCUAGCAACGGUAACCAACCGGACGGAUCAUCUUCGUCCUCGUCGUCUUCGCAGACGAAAAAACGACCCGACUCCUUGGUGUGUGAUGGACGUAAAGCCUCAUUCCCAUACAACCUCGAAGGAACCGUACGGGUGGACGGCAACAUGACGCACUUUGUGGCGGAAAACCUAGAGUACAAAAUCAAGCUAGCCAGCCCGGUGACGGUCACACGGAAGGAUUCCUGCAAUCUGUCCAGCUCGCGGCAAAGCACGCCCUCGGCAGCUACCGGUGGUCUCAGCGGGCUAAGCUUUGGCCCCGGCACUAGCGGUGCUAAUUUAACGCUGCCCGGUACUAGCAGCAGCCGAGGACCGAUGGCGUACGGGAGUGGAUUCGUCGCUCCCCAUCCAGCCUCGGCCUCGUCCGUCGAUCCGAACGUGCUGAACGAGAUCGAACGCGAGGCGCAAGCGCUAGCCGCAUCGGUCGACAAUCUGUCGGAAAGCUUGUGCAGCGUGCUGCACUCGAUCUCCUCCAUUACGGCGGACAAUGUGGAGAUUUACAAAAACUCCGUCACGAAGCUGACGGACUGCAUGGACGGUAACAUCAAGUGUAUGUACACGAUAAUGGCCAAAGCGGAGGAAAUUUCCAAAACGAUCAAACCGGCCGAAGCCCUAGCAGUAAGAAUACGUGAAAUUAAACGACUUGUCGACAUGCUGGAAAGCAACGUUUGAGCGUGACAGUCAUCUACAGGGAGAGGCAUUGUUACAGCUGCGCGUGAGAAUUAUGUACACAUUCCGCCUAUUUGGUACUAUAUAAGUAUGAGAGAUUAUUUAUUACUCCUUUAACUAAUCUCGGGCUGCGGGAGUAUAGCUCGACCGCCCCGAAGCUCGCCAUUGCCACGCAAAGGUGCAACAAAAAAUCAAUCCCUCCGUGCUCUAUAUGUUAUGGUCCCUUUAUUAAUACCCAUUCCUUAUUCCGAUAUUAAAUAGUAUUUUAUUUUUAAUUUUAAGUUAAUUCGUUCAGUUUAGAGAGGCUUUUGUUUAGUGUUUUUUUACCCCCAAAAUGACCCAAAAAGUUUCCCUCGACUUACUACUCUUACUAGCCAUGUACAACGAUAAUUGACCGCAUUGGAAGAAGAGGUGUAUUAUUUGUUACGAGUUUAAUUUAACGACCAAGAAUUUAAAGAAGAACAAACAAACACGACCAUUGCAUAAGCUAACGAAUAAAUAAUGUAACCCAACUGA